Molecule: messenger RNA, 780 nt
Organism: Populus euphratica (Euphrates poplar)
Lineage: Eukaryota; Viridiplantae; Streptophyta; Magnoliopsida; Malpighiales; Salicaceae
Exons: 6
Coding region: 1-780 (259 amino acids)
Source: RefSeq, a predicted model, not a curated record
AUGGCUAAACUUUCUGUUAACACCCUCCAUAAGAAGGUUGAUUCUGAGUCAAGGCUACUAGCUAAUUUUCAGCCAUGGCUACAUGUGAUCACUGUCAUUGCAACAGAACCUGCUUCCAUGGCUUCUGAUACUGAUAGUGAAACAGGAGGGAAAACAGUUGACCUGAGAAGAACUGAAGGUGUAGAGGUCCUGGUUCGAGUUUUCAUAACAUUUGUGUCAUGUGCUCAAGUUGACGAAUACUUGUUCCUGGUCCUGUUUACUGAAGGGAUUCAGUAUUACGUACGAUCAUUUAAAAUGAGAUGCAGUUCAUGGAAAAACCGUGUGUUGGUAAACAGGCUCAUAUCACAGCUCCGUGAAGGAAAUCCAUCAGAACCUCCGCAUCUGGCUACCUCGACGCAUGGUAAGGCUAGAGAUGGGACAUGGUCUCGAGGGCAACGAUGUAGAGUGAAUGUUUCUGAACAACCAUCCGAUCACACCAGAAUUUGGUCUACACUUUCGGUAAGUGCAGCAAGAAGUGGCAGUGGAGCUGAAGCAAGACAAGCAGAAAGAGAUUUCAAUGCUAAUGAACAGAGGGGAAUCCAAAGGAUCAGCACAAUGCUAAUAUCGAAAGACACGUCUGCUGGAGAAAAUGUUGCUGCGGAUCUCAGGCCGUCAGAAACUAAUGGCCAUGUCUUUUCACAAUGCCAUCCUAGUAACUACGUGGAAGCAGGCGAGGAGGAUGAUGAUGAUGGAAACGAAAUGUCUAUUCAGUCAACACCGCCAUACUGUGAAGAACAAUAG